AAUAUAUUUUUACAUAUAAAUAUCUCCAUUUCUCUUCCUUCAAACUCAUCACUCUCAAUUUCAAAACACAUCAAACAACAAAACAACUCUGUUCUACCUCAAGCUCAAAAAAAAUAUCCUUUCUGCAUCACCAUUUCUAAUUCUUCAUCUCUAAGAAGAAAAAUGAAGAUGUCUGCCGUAUUCGCAAUUUUCAUGGUCAUGGGUUUAUUAUCAACCUCAUCAAGAGCUCAAGCUCCGGCAGCAACACCAACUGUUGCCCCUGUUCCUAUCGCCUCACCACCAACUGUUGCUGCACCUGUACCAGCAGUUUCAGCUGUUGCACCAUCUAUAGCCCCAGUUGUAGCACCAUCAGUUGCACCGGUAGUAGCACCAGUUACAGCACCAACUGCAUCGCCAACAUCAGCUCCUACUCCAUCAUCAGCAGCUCCAACACCUGCCAGUACUACUCCUGCUGCUUCUCCCGGUACCGCCCCUGCUUCACCUCCAGGUGCUGAUGCACCAUCAUCAAGUGCACACAGAUUUGUUGCUAUCGGAUCUGCUUUUGUUGGUGCCUUUGUUGCUUCUGUUUUCUUAUUCUAAGCCCAAGAUUAUUGAGCAAUGGAUAGCCGUCAGAAUUCUAUCUACGGUUCGGUUGAACGGCGUGAUUUGAGCUCAUCAUUCUUUUUUCAUUUUCGUGUGUAUUUCCAUUUUUGUUACUAUCUUUUGAUUUAUUAUUCUUUGUUUGGGACCAUCACUGUUACGGUGAUAGGACGGUGGGGAUGGAUGAUUCGUUGUACAUUGGGAUACUACUUUUGAAUAGAAAAUGAUUCUUGUUGAUUGAUGGUUGUUAUAAA
Messenger RNA from Papaver somniferum (opium poppy), 833 nucleotides. RefSeq names its product calphotin-like. NCBI's taxonomy places the organism in Eukaryota, Viridiplantae, Streptophyta, Magnoliopsida, Ranunculales, Papaveraceae. Bases 163 to 579 code for a protein of 138 amino acids. The transcript has a single exon. The record is from RefSeq and is a predicted model, not a curated record.